Molecule: messenger RNA, 2674 nt
Organism: Oryzias melastigma (Indian medaka)
Lineage: Eukaryota; Metazoa; Chordata; Actinopteri; Beloniformes; Adrianichthyidae
Gene: melk
Product: maternal embryonic leucine zipper kinase
Exons: 18
Coding region: 172-2187 (671 amino acids)
Biological process (GO): microtubule cytoskeleton organization; intracellular signal transduction; protein phosphorylation
Cellular component (GO): cytoplasm
Molecular function (GO): tau-protein kinase activity; protein serine/threonine kinase activity; ATP binding
Source: RefSeq, a predicted model, not a curated record
CUUUACGCCACAGGGGGGCGAACAAAGCACAAACCGGAAGCAGGAAGUUACGUCAACGUCAACCUGCGAAAUUCAAACUUGUUGAACAAAACAUUCCCACUGAGGCUGGGCGUUCACUGAGUAUUUGGUCUGUUUUUCACUUAAGUCCGGGGGCACACGGACACAGGGACAAUGCCCGUGGAAAGGACGGAGCUCCGUGGAGCAGCAGAACUGGAGAAACAUUAUGAGGUGUAUGAAACCAUCGGCUCAGGUGGCUUUGCCAAAGUCAAGCUGGGUCGGCAUAUUCUAACGGGGGAGAAGGUUGCCAUCAAAAUAAUGAACAAGAAGGAUCUUGGGGAUGACCUGCCUCGCGUGAAGUUGGAGAUCGAGGCCAUGAAGAACCUGAGUCAUCAGCAUAUCUGUCGACUUUAUCACGUCAUCGAAACCUCCUCGCAGAUCUUCAUGGUGCUUGAGUACUGCCCCGGUGGAGAGCUGUUUGAUUAUAUCAUUGCAAAGGAUCGACUGCCAGAGGAAGAGACCAGAGUCUUUUUCAGGCAAAUUGUUUCCGCCCUGGCCUACGUCCACAGCCAAGGAUAUGCUCACAGAGACCUAAAACCGGAAAACCUUUUAAUUGAUGAAGACCAAAACUUGAAGCUAAUAGACUUUGGCUUGUGUGCCAAACCCAAGGGAGGAUUGAGCUAUGAGCUGAUGACGUGCUGUGGCAGCCCUGCAUAUGCUGCUCCUGAGCUCAUUCAGGGAAAAGCAUAUAUUGGAUCAGAGGCUGAUGUGUGGAGCAUGGGAGUUCUGCUGUUUGCUCUGCUGUGUGGAUACCUACCUUUUGAUGACGACAACUGCAUGGUUCUGUAUCGAAAGAUUACAAGAGGUAAAUAUGAUAAUCCAGCCUGGCUGUCUCCAGGUAGCAUCCUCCUCCUUAACCAGAUGAUGCAGGUGGACCCCAAGCGGCGCCUCACUGUCAAACAGCUGUUGAACCAUCCCUGGGUGAUGAAGGACUAUAAUAGUCCUGUCGAGUGGUUCAGCAAGCAGCCGCUUGGCCACAUAGACGAAGACUGCAUCACUGAGAUGGCAGUCUACAUGAAGAGGUCAAGAGAGAGCACUGCUGCGCUGGUGAAGGAGUGGAAGUAUGACCAGACCACAGCCACGUACCUGCUGCUGCUGUCAAAGAAGCGGGGAGGAAAGCCUGUCCGUCUGCGUCGUGAACCAGCGGCGUGUGAGGACUCUCCUCUGCACAGAGAACUGCAGAUUGGAGAGGGCCUUCACUUUGUUGAGGAUGACGACAUGGUGAUUAUCGGGUCUUUGGACUUGCGUUCAGACUACAUUGAUGACUGUCCGUGGGGUUCGGUCCCACAGUACAUACCUCACGGGGUUAAAGGUCAAGCAGAAAGAAUCACAAUCAGAGAUAAGAGAUUAGUAUCACCAUCGGCGGAAAAAAGAUGUAUUCGGAGCCCGAUGGAGGAGAGGGGGAGGAGGAGGCAAAGAGAUCAAGAGCAAAAAAGUGAGAACAAGGAGAAUGUUGCCGAGGACAAAGAAGCAGAAAUGUUUGCGCUGCCUCCCCCCCGCACCCCUGUGCCCAGUAAGAGAAACCCACGCUCCAUCAAGAAUGUGUUAACAACACCCAAUCAGAACGUCAGCGCCAACAAACCAAAUACGCCGAGAGGUGGUGACAGUGCAUCCAAGGAGCAUAAAAAGAAGACAGUAGAAAACAACGAAACAGAAAAAAUAGAAAUUUUAGCUUUUAGUCCAGAGCGAAGGUCAAGGUCGCUGGACAUGGCUGUCACAGGGGAUAGUGGGAAGAAAAAGCGAGCAGGGAAGAUGUUUGGUUCUUUGGAGAGAGGGCUGGAUAAGGUGAUCACAAUGCUCACCCCGAGUAAAAGAAAAACCCUCCGGGACGGUCCACGGAAGAUUAAGGCUCAGUAUAACGUGACUCUGACCAGCCAAACCAACCCAGACCAGGUCUUAAACCAGAUCCUCUCCAUCCUGCCAGAGAAAAACGUUGACUACACACAGAAAGGCUAUACCCUGAAGUGUCAGACCUGGGGGGACUUUGGAAAGGUGACCAUGGCGUUCGAGCUGGAGGUGUGCCUCCUGCAGAGGCUGGAAGUCGUUGGCGUACGCCGCCAACGGCUGAAAGGAGAUGCUUGGGUCUACAAGCAUCUAGUUGAGGAUAUCCUCUCCACGUCCAGUAUUUAAAGAAUGCCGAGUCUGAAUACGCCCGUGAGUGUGUUCAGAGUACGCGUCCACAGACGUUCACUAAUACUACGGAAACAUUUCUCAAAGUCUAUAGAUAUACGUUACAAUUCGCUUGUGGGUUAGGGAAUUUAAGCGUCAAAGUAAAAUGCCUUUUUUUUCAUUUCCUUUGCCAACUAUUAUACAAACAUGCCUGCUGUGUUUGAAAUAGAGCAGCACAAUUUCAGCUGAACCUCUCGGCUGCUGUUUACUGUUUUAUGUCUUGAUGAAAUUCAGCCCUUAAGGUGCAACACCUGACUGUUGAACAAAAACACAGAGUACCGCUGAUUUACUGUCUUCGCUUUGUCUUUUAUUUAUGUGUUUACAGCUCUGUAAUGAUCUUUGACACGGUUAUGUGAAGUAUUUUUAAUGUUUCUCUCUCUGUUUGUCUGUGAGCUUUUAACUAAUCUUGUAAAUUAACAAAAUAAAAGAUUUCAACUUUUAUUAGACA